AUGAAGCUGUACUACCUUGGGAUUAUCCGCAAUGACGGCCCGCAGCAGUCGACGGAGCUGAUUGCCGAGAAGGAGCUGAACGAGUACUCCCGAUUCACGCGGGGAAGCGUCGGCGAGUUCAUGACGGUCUUUUCGCGGACCGUGGCCGAGAGAACGAAGCCCGGACAGCGCCAGGAUAUUGAGCAGGACACCUACACGUUCCAUGCCUACGGCCGAAGUGAGGGCAUUACUGGCAUCAUCAUCAGCGACCAUGCGUACCCUGCCCUCGUUGCGCACCAGCUCCUCGGAAAGAUCGUCGAUGAGUUCCUCGCACAACAGCCACGCUCGGCCUGGGCCACAGGCACACCGACACUGUCCAUGCCCGAGCUCAAGAACUACCUGGCCAAGUACCAGGACCCACAGCAGGCCGACAGCAUCAUGAAGAUCCAGCAGCAGCUGGACGAGACCAAGAUCGUGCUGCACAAGACUAUCGAGAGCGUGCUGCAGCGGGGUGAAAAGCUCGACGAGCUGGUGGCCAAGAGCGACAGCUUGAGCAAUCAGAGCAAAAUGUUCUAUACCCAAGCAAAGAAGCAGAACUCGUGCUGCGUCGUUAUGUAA
This is a messenger RNA of Grosmannia clavigera kw1407, 597 nucleotides long. RefSeq names its product snare protein. Lineage: Eukaryota; Fungi; Ascomycota; Sordariomycetes; Ophiostomatales; Ophiostomataceae. Gene Ontology annotation, biological process: endoplasmic reticulum to Golgi vesicle-mediated transport. Gene Ontology annotation, molecular function: SNAP receptor activity. Gene Ontology annotation, cellular component: membrane; Golgi apparatus. The transcript has 7 exons. The coding region runs from base 1 to 597 and encodes 198 amino acids. The record is from RefSeq and is a predicted model, not a curated record.